Tribolium madens (black flour beetle) is the source of this 713-nucleotide messenger RNA. It is a transcript of the gene Mp20, whose product is annotated as muscle-specific protein 20. The record is from RefSeq and is a predicted model, not a curated record. The transcript is spliced from 2 exons. Bases 43 to 597 code for a protein of 184 amino acids. Gene Ontology annotation, molecular function: protein binding. NCBI's taxonomy places the organism in Eukaryota, Metazoa, Arthropoda, Insecta, Coleoptera, Tenebrionidae.
AACUUAGUGCAUAGGUUCAAAAACCAACACUAAAUCAACAAAAUGUCUUUGGAACGUCAAGUUCGCGCUAAAAUCGCCGCCAAGCGCAACCCCCAACAAGAUAAAGAAGCGCAAGAAUGGAUUGAAGCAGUUCUCGGCGCCAAAUUCCCUCCAGGUGAGCUCUACGAAGAUGUUAUCCGCGACGGAACCGUUUUGUGCCAACUCAUCAACAAGCUCUCCCCCGGCGCCGUCCCCAAAAUCAACACCUCUGGAGGCCAAUUCAAAAUGAUGGAAAAUAUCAACAACUUCCAGGCUGCUCUCAAAGCCUACGGAGUCGCGGACGUUGACGUGUUCCAAACUGUAGACUUGUGGGAAAAGAAGGACAUUGGCCAGGUCACAAACACCAUUUUUGCGUUGGGCAGGACCACCUACAAGCACCCUGAAUGGAAAGGACCCUACCUUGGCCCCAAACCCGCCGAUGAGAACAAACGCGAGUUUUCUGAGGAACAGUUGAGGGCUGGAGAGUCCAUUAUUGGGCUCCAAGCUGGUCAAAACAAGGGCGCCACACAAGCAGGACAAAACAUCGGCGCUGGCCGCAAAAUUAUCCUUGGAAAGUAAAUCACUUUGAUAUUUAUUUGUACCUGUAUAUUUCCACAAGAUACGUUUUUUAUUUAUAUUUAAAUUCUUAUAUAAUGUAUAAAAAUUAUUAAUACAUUUAUUUAUUUAUUUAUAAA